Molecule: messenger RNA, 218 nt
Organism: Podarcis lilfordi (Lilford's wall lizard)
Lineage: Eukaryota; Metazoa; Chordata; Lepidosauria; Squamata; Lacertidae
Source: the annotation of a GenBank genome assembly
AAUUUUCGUCAAGCUGCAGCUGGAGAGAAUCCUAAAUGGCUCCCAUGAAGACUUUAAAAACUCCCAUUUCGCUUACCCAGUAAAUAUUCUACAGAGAACUCUGCGCGUCUUCAAUCCCACUGGCAUUACCAGCUGCCAAUCUCCACAAUCCAUUUUAGCUCAGAAACAGCUUAAAACUCCCAUUGAAGCCUUGAACUUCUGGAUGCCGUGUGCAGAAG